UCUGUCUGUUAAAACUAACUCACUCCAGAUUUGAGCAUUUUUAGAUGUAUCUUAUUUCAGAUUUGGAGCUACAGUCGGCCAAACAUAGUCCAGAGAAGUUGGCUUAACAAGAUCGCAAUUUGUAAAAACGGAAACAGCCCUCCUCUACCUGAGUGCAAAACCGGAAGCUGAAGAGUGAGAGGCAAACUUUCGCUUCAAACAGGUUUCCAGCUCCAGAGGUGCUCGCAGUUACACAUCUGCAGAGAUGGAAAAAGAGAUGACCCCAACUUUACUGUCUAAUUCAUUUACUGGAACGACGAACAGCUCAGGAUCAGGAGAGUUCAAAGUCAGCCGUCGUUCAAACCAAAAAAUUAAGUUUGCAGCUUCUCUAAACCACAACAACAAUAGUGACAAAAGCAGUAAUUCUGUACCUCACAAAAAAGCAAUUAAGGUGUUGGAUGCUCAAAGGAGAGAUGUUACUCCUCUGGCCCUGGGUCCUACACAUCUGGAAGACCCACAGUCCAAAAAGAAACCAUUAUCUCUGGAUGAUCUCUUUUUCAAUACAGGAGCAAAUAUUUUCAAGUCCUCUUCAGUCGCCGAUGUGGCUUCUUCCAGAUUGUUUUGCAGCUCAUUUUCCAGCAUGUCUACGAUGGAAUCUGGUUUACUCUCUAGGAGCUGUAAAACCGAAGAUAGCUUUCCUCUGCAGGACGUUACUCCUCCCCCUCCUGUUCACAGUGCAGUCCCAUUGGAAAGGAAGGGUCUGCCAGAGGAAAAUCCUGAUCAGGGGUUUGAUGUCACCCUUACUGAGACAGACACCUUUUCGCUGCUGGACAUAUCUCCCACCAUUAUCUCAGAGGAUGCUGAGGGUGCAGAAGCGGUUAAACAGAGAAACAUCCACUAUGCUGAGUUUUGCAAGAGCAGAAUGGCUAAUGAUAAUUAUUCGGAGCGAUCAACUCAGGCAUUUGUCGGGGAGCCUAAAACCAAGCACGUCCAGACCAACAAGAACAGCAGCGUCAAUAAAAGCACAACCGCUACCAGCUGGGACAUGUAUGACUCUCUCUGUAAGCCUGUCGACGCUGGGGAAACCCAGGAAGCUGACCAAGAGGAUUAUUUUGUGAGCACCAAAAAAGAGAAAGACAAAGCAGAAGGGAGCUUGAGUGGGGACACAGGCAGUACGCUCACCUUUGUGGUGGAGAUGGAAACAUGUGUGGACAGUUUAACAGCCGAGUCAGACCAAGAUAAGAUCGUGUUAUCGGAAUCAUUCCAGAACAGCUUGUUGGUAAUGGAGAGGGUCGUAGUGCUAAACAUUUUCCAGCCUAUGCUGGCUGCUUUCAGAGGGCUGCCAGUCCUGAAAGACCCGUACAGCACAGAGAAGAAGCCUGUCGCUAUGGAACAGAGUACCGAGGACAAAGACUGGUUUUUAACUCCAACCCUGGAACGCCUUUGGGCCUUUGCCUGCCCUCUCAGCAUAGGACGAAACAUCACCAGCAUGACAUGGAAUAAGAGGAACCCAGAUAUCCUGGCAGUGGGCUACGGUGACUGGUCCUCAGGCAGCCCAAAACCAGGUCUCGUUUGCUGCUGGUCUCUAAAAAAUCUAAUGUGGUCGGAGCGAAUCUUUCCCUGCCAUAGCAGUGUGACAUGCCUGGAUUUCUCAGCCAACAACCCCGGCCAGCUGGCCGUAGGAAUGUACGAUGGCUCUGUGGCCAUCUACAACAUCCAGGCCAAAAACCAAGUGGCGUGUAUCGCCAACAGUCGUGACACUUCUAAAAGACACCAGCAACCGGUGUGGCAGGUCAUCUGGACCAAACAACAGCUACAAUUGUCGGGGGAAGAACGAGACGAAGUCCUUGUGUCCGUGUCAGGAGAUGGGAGGAUUACCAAGUGGCUCAUGCUGAGCGAUGGUUUCAACUGUAUAGACCUGAUGGUAGUGAAAAGGAUUCAGGAUCGUAAAGAGAAACCUAAAGGAAACCAGGAGAAGAUUGAAAAUGUUCUGCUGCCAGUGACUCCAGUUCUUUGUGUUGACUUCCAUCCAACAGACGCCGGGAUCUACGUGAUUGGAACGUGGGACGCUCGCAUGCACAAGUGCUCUUUUUCCAACAGUGCGCAUUUUCUGGACACAUACAAUAAACACUUUUCUCCUGUGACCCAGGUUGAAUGGUCACGCUUCUAUCCAGAUGUUUUCCUGAGCUGCUCCGCAGACUGGACCAUCCAGCUGUGGCAGCUGGACACUAUGACACCCAAGAUGAGCUUCACGUCUGUACAGAGCCCAGUGGAUAGCAUUAAGUGGUCCCCGAACUGCUCCAUGGUAUUUGCAGCUGUUUACAGACAGCGUAUGGAGGUCUGGGACCUGAGUUCGAGCAUUCUUCUCCCGACCGCCGUGCACCACGCUGAGCCUGGCGUAACCCUGGGAUCUGUGCUGCUUGCCAAAGGGUCAGAUUGUGUUUUGGUCGGGGACAGUGGGGGUCGGGUGACGGUGUACAAGCUCAAAAACUUCAGAGCUGGGAAACAAAAGCAGGUAAACAACCUGGACGACAUCAUGCAAGCUGUCCCCGGGUCCCUUAACGACUGAAGAACUGGCUUCAAAUGGGUUCAUAGAAGAAUUGUCAUUGUUUUUACAGAAAGUAAGGGAUUUAAGAUGGUCUUUGUUAAAACGUAUUUGUUGUUUUAUUAAAUUAAAUUUGUUCUUGAAUUAAAUACCAAAAGGCAGAAAAUAGCAGUGUUGUCUACUGUUCCAUGAAGUGUUGUAUGUUUUUAUUUGCAAGUGAGAAUAAUUUAAGAAUUUGUUGCAUCAGUUUAAGUCUAAAAAGGCUGCUCUGUUUCUGUGAUACAGGGAUUAAAAAGGCAAUUCACAACAGCUAAGGGCUGUGGUGGCAUUAAAAGUGGAAAAUGAAUGGACA
Fundulus heteroclitus (mummichog) is the source of this 2876-nucleotide messenger RNA. Its product is annotated as WD repeat-containing protein 78. The transcript has 17 exons. Gene Ontology annotation, biological process: cilium movement. Gene Ontology annotation, cellular component: axonemal dynein complex. Gene Ontology annotation, molecular function: dynein heavy chain binding; dynein light chain binding. NCBI's taxonomy places the organism in Eukaryota, Metazoa, Chordata, Actinopteri, Cyprinodontiformes, Fundulidae. Bases 245 to 2548 code for a protein of 767 amino acids. The record is from RefSeq and is a predicted model, not a curated record.